UCAUCAUGAAUGCUUAACUGUUGCAAUGAGUCAUAUCGGCCGACCACCAUCGUUUUCGACCGACCACCACAUAUACAGAGUUCGUCUAUCGCAAGCCUUAAAAAAAGUGAAGCGUAAAAACCAAACGGUACAUCUACAUGGAAAAAUUACUCGGACUGGGGUGUGCGGACUUUGUUUUCUUGGUGCACACGGAACUGGGAACAGCCUCAACACGAAUUACCUACCAUUUGCGCUGCAGAGGAGAUCGACUGUGGUUGCCAGCGCCGCAACAAGAUCUGCCUCAAUUACGCCUACGCCAACGUUAAUGCCCACUGGCAGUCGUUUGGGCUUAAAUUUUAAUAACAGCAGCAGCAGCAGCAACAGCAGCAACAACAACAACAAUAAUUAUUACAACGCGACGCAACUGAGCGACGCACUGUUAAACAACGACGUGACCGGAGUGCCGCAUCCAAUAGCAACGGCAACAGAAGCCAUCAUGUCCUUGACAGCGACUGGCACAUCGCCCACCAGCCCCAUUGAGCCCUUUGUGGCGGCUCGCCCACAGACCGUCAAGGAGGGUUGGCUCAUGAAGCGCGGCGAGCACAUCAAGACCUGGCGCCAACGUUACUUUGUGCUACGCUCUGAUGGUGCUCUCAUGGGCUAUCGCAGCAGGCCGGCGGAUAACACACAGUCGGAUCAGCUGCUCAAUAACUUUACCGUACGCGGCUGCCAGAUAAUGGCCGUGGAUCGGCCAAAGCCCUUCACAUUCAUUAUACGCGGACUGCAGUGGACGACGGUGAUUGAGCGCACAUUUGCCGUCGAUACAGAAGUUGAGCGCCAGGCCUGGACCGAGGCCAUACGAAACGUGGCCAGCAGACUGUCUGAAAUGGGGGAAACGGCCAUGUCGCCUUCAUCCCAAACAGAUAUGGGCGAUGUGGACAUGGCCGGCAUCGCUGAGGUGGAACUAUCCGAACAGUUCUCCGUUCAGGGCACCACGCGCAACAGCAGCGGCGUCAAGAAAGUGACCCUUGAGAACUUUGAGUUCCUCAAGGUGCUCGGCAAGGGCACAUUCGGAAAAGUGAUCCUGUGCCGCGAGAAAGCGACUGCUAAAUUGUACGCUAUCAAAAUUCUCAAAAAGGAGGUCAUCAUUCAAAAGGAUGAGGUCGCACACACAUUAACCGAAAGUCGUGUGCUCAAGUCAACAAAUCAUCCGUUUCUAAUUUCACUGAAAUAUUCAUUUCAAACCAACGAUCGUCUCUGUUUUGUCAUGCAAUAUGUGAAUGGCGGGGAGCUGUUCUGGCAUUUGAGUCAUGAGCGCAUAUUCACCGAGGAGCGCACACGUUUUUAUGGAGCAGAAAUAAUAUCGGCGCUGGGCUACUUGCAUUCGCAGGGCAUCAUUUAUCGUGACUUAAAGCUGGAGAAUCUUUUGCUGGACAAGGAUGGUCACAUAAAGGUAGCCGACUUCGGGCUGUGCAAGGAGGACAUCACCUACGGUCGUACAACGAAAACGUUUUGUGGCACACCGGAAUAUUUAGCGCCUGAAGUAUUAGAUGAUAAUGAUUAUGGACGCGCGGUGGAUUGGUGGGGCACCGGUGUUGUUAUGUAUGAGAUGAUCUGUGGCCGCCUACCUUUCUAUAAUCGUGAUCACGAUGUGCUCUUUACACUGAUAUUGGUAGAGGAUGUGAAAUUUCCACGCAAUAUAACUGAUGAAGCAAAAAGUCUGUUAUCUGGUCUUUUGGCCAAGGAUCCCAGAAAUCGCUUGGGCGGCGGUCAGGAUGAUGUUAAGGAAAUACAAGCACAUCCAUUUUUUGCGAGUAUUAAUUGGACAGAUCUGGUGCAGAAGAAGAUAACGCCGCCUUUCAAGCCUCAGGUCACAUCAGAUACAGACACACGAUAUUUUGACGAAGAGUUUACUGGCGAAAGCGUUGAAUUAACGCCGCCAGAUCCCACGGGUCCAUUAGGCUCCAUAGCCGAAGAACCGCUUUUCCCGCAGUUCAGCUAUCAAGGAGACAUGGCCUCAACGUUGGGCACCUCGUCGCACAUAAGUACUUCCACAAGUCUCACAUCAAUGCAAUAGAACAAGUUUACAAGCACACACACCCAAACCCACAUGCAUGAAUAAAAUAAACACAUCUAGUUCUGCUUCAUCACCUAUGCCCAUAAUAUAUAAAUAUAUAUAAAUGGGAAAAUCGCGAGCGAAACAGAUAUAAAUUACUACCGCUAAGUUUAUACACCAAUAAUAAUAAUAAUAAUAAUAAUAACAAUUUGAAUGAUAGUAACUUAUUUUUCUUAACUUCAACAACAACAGCUGCAAAAACAAGAGCAACGCGCAAUUGCAAAACAUAUAGCGAAGAUAAGAGAACGUUUAACGCGGUAUAUAUAAAGAAAACAAAAAUAUAUAGUUUACUACAUAUGAUAAUAUAUAUAUAAUUAUAUAUACAUUUAAAUAAUACAUUUUAAGCGUAACGUUUAAAGUGAUUAGUUAAUUUUUAAAUGCAAGUAAAACAUUUAAACAACUACACACACACACACACACGCACACAUACAGCACACUUAUACACUUGAAUACCUAUCCAAAAUACACCCUCCUAGCAUAUAGGCAGCAAGAAAUCGAAAUACACAAGCAGACACACACACACACACAUACACAAACGAACAGACACACAUACAAAAAAAAAAAACACUGAACAUACAAUAUACGCAUUAUUUAUACUCCAAAGAAGCAAAAAACAAAAACAAUUACGAGUUAUAUAUAAUGAUAAAGUUGCCUCUGAUUCACGAACAGAACACAACAACAACUAAUGGUAAUGCAUGAAAACCGUUAAACCAUAUGUCAACUGCAUGAGCGCCAA
Molecule: messenger RNA, 2831 nt
Organism: Drosophila virilis
Lineage: Eukaryota; Metazoa; Arthropoda; Insecta; Diptera; Drosophilidae
Gene: Akt
Product: Akt kinase
Biological process (GO): protein phosphorylation
Cellular component (GO): nucleus; cytoplasm
Molecular function (GO): protein serine/threonine kinase activity; ATP binding
Source: RefSeq, a predicted model, not a curated record